AUGGUCAAUAAUUCGGAAAUUGAUAGCAUUUACUGCUUUUUAUUCGAGCAGAAGUUUUUCAGAAGUCAAGAAAAAUUGUGAGUUAGAGAUGAAGAAGAAAAAAUUGAAAUUACUUUGCAGAGCUUCAUUUUUGUUGUUGUCGAUUUUUUUGCCGAUUUCGGUGAUAAUUUUUGGGGUUUUUGUUAUAGCUGGUUUGAAUUUCGUAAAGAAUAGUGAGUUUGUGAAAAUUCUUAAUGAAUCAUGAGAGUUCAAAUUUCCAGGAUUCGUUCGCAACAUUCAAUAUAAUUCCACAAAAUCCAAAGAUCCACAAACUGUGGCUGGAAAUAUUGAUAAAACUGCCGAGAUCCCCCAGAAAAAUAAGCCAUUUAAUAAGAAUGAUCCAGCGACGCGAGCCAAACAUCAAAAACAUAUCGAGGCGUGCAAGAAGCAGGAGUUGGAGGAUGGCAACCUCGAAAACUUCGCAAAGAGCGGCACCAUAUUCAUUCCACAUGCAGUUGAUGAUGCCGCUUUUGCGAAGAAAUGCGAGGCGCCUGACAACAUUAUGUUGGAUAAGGUUUUCUAUGAUCCAAGUGGCAAUGAGGUGUUUGAUAUUGGAACUGAUAUCGAUGAUAUUGAAACUAAUCCAAGCACUGUUGUCACUUUGGAUCCGGAUACCUUACGAACAACUGCUUCUUCACCCGGUGCCAUCAUCAAAGCCAACUCCAAGGAAAACUCGAAAAAUUCGCAUUGA
This is a messenger RNA of Caenorhabditis angaria, 730 nucleotides long. NCBI's taxonomy places the organism in Eukaryota, Metazoa, Nematoda, Chromadorea, Rhabditida, Rhabditidae. The record is from the annotation of a GenBank genome assembly.